Molecule: messenger RNA, 2457 nt
Organism: Hypanus sabinus (Atlantic stingray)
Lineage: Eukaryota; Metazoa; Chordata; Chondrichthyes; Myliobatiformes; Dasyatidae
Exons: 3
Coding region: 34-1584 (516 amino acids)
Source: RefSeq, a predicted model, not a curated record
AACCUCCAGCACCCAGAGCAUGCCCUUUUCUCAAUGUUACCCUCAGCGCUAUACCGAUGUCUGGAAAACUUUCCUAAGGUGUCAGCCAAAGAUCGCAUUAAGUUAAGGGAGCUCGGAGAUUUACUCAUGGAGAUUCAAGGCGGCAGAGAAGAUGGCUACUCAACUGGUCUAGUAUUCCUAGAUACUCCAUCCGGGAUUAGACAAAUCGUGGACAAACUUCCAUUUGGGCUGCAGGACAGAGAGUGUACGAUCGCCGUGAAGUGUCUGGAAUGUGAUAGCACUAAUCAUAAUGGGGCCAUGCAUCCCGGCCCGUUACUGCAAACCGACAACGCUCCUUCACCCCCACAACAGGACAGCGGGGAGGGAGAGGCUCUCUCCAGGACAACUGUUGUCAGCUCGAGCUGUACAGAAGUUUGCGGUCAAGCUCAGUCAAACCGUUCUUGUUCAAAGAUCUGCCUCACUAAGGUGUACCCUAAAGGAGCCAAAGACAAGGCCAUCAAAGCCUAUGUAAUUCUGGAUGAUCAGAGCAGUCGCUCACUAGUCAGUCCAGAGUUCCUUAAAUUGUUCAACAUUAAGAGUGAGCAGUUCCCAUACUACCUUAGAACUUGCUCAGGCAACGCGGAAACUCAUGGAAGGAAGGCAGAAGGCUUCCAGCUCGAGUCCCUGGAUGGUAAAGUCGUCAUCUGUCUCCCUCCACUCUUAGAGUGCAAUGAAAUUUUGAAUAACCGCACUGAGAUCCUGACGCCAAGCGCGGUGCUACACCAGUCACAUCUCUGCCACAUCGCCAGACACAUCCCAGAACUGGAUCCAACAGCAGAAAUACUCCUGCUAUUAGGAAGAGAUGUUCUCCGGGUGCACAAGGUUAGGCAGCAGGUCAAUGGACCACAUGACGCCCCCUUUGCGCAACGCCUGGAUCUAGGUUGGGUGGUGAUAGAAGAGGUGUGCCUUGGCAAGGUACACAAACCAACGGUUAGCACACUCAAGACCAAUGUGCUAGAGAGUGGCCGCCAUUCAAUUUUUCAACCCCGCACAAGUGUCACGUGUAUUAAGGAAGCACGACAAAGCUUUAACAAACGUAAAGUAACUGACGAGACGCUGGGUCAGUCAGUCUUCGUUCAAACUGAGCAUGAUAAUAAACUUGCUCAAUCGGCUCAAGAUGCCAUUUUCUUAAAAACAAAGGACACCAAGGUCUUCAGAGAUGAAGCAAAUAAUGGGGUCGCCCCACUGCCUUUCAGAGAACCACACCAGUGCUUGCCAAACAACAAAGGGCAGGCAGUCAAGCGGUUCACGCUCUUGCAAAAAACCCUGAAAGCGAAACCUGAGAUGCAGCAACGCACCCGAUUGACCCACGAGGUACUGUGCGCGCUAAUGGCAGAGGUCACAGCCAUUAUAAAUGCACAACCACUCCUACCCGUGUCUUCUGACCUGGAAAACCCCUUCAUACUCUCGCCAUCAAUGCUCCUUACGCAGAAGGCAGGAGCUCCCCCUCCACCAGGAGACUUCUCAGACAAGGAUUUGUACACAAAGCAAUGGAGACAGGUCCAGGCUCUGGCAAAUCGGUUCUGGUCUCACUACAUUCCCUAGCAGGGACGGACAUGUCAGGAAGGUUGAGUUGAAAACUACUGACCAAGGCAAUGUGAAAAUUUACCAAAGGCCUGUUACAGAAGUCAUUCUACUUGUACCUAAGGACUGAUUUAGAGACUAAGUUUUGUAUUCUAUUCAUUGUGACCUUACGAAGGUCAAGCGGGGAGUGUGUUGCCUUUAUGGCAGUUAUUUAGUUUAUAAUAUUUUCGCUUAGUAAUUUGUUUGUUAGUGUUCUAGUUAAAGUUAGGAUUGUUUAAAGUUGUCUGUGAGAUAUUGCGGCAUGCGAUUACAUCACAUCCGGUUUCACCGCGUCCUGUGGGAAAAUACCGGUUUGGAGAAACGGGAAGGUGGGGGUCGAGACAUGUGCGAGCGCAAGCAGCAGCAACGUUUUCUCUCUACGCACCAGAAACAUUGUGAAAGCAAUGCUGUGAGUUAUGAGAUAAUCGAUAUGUUGAAUUAAAAUGUUAACGCCGAUCCUGUUAAAAGUAACGAUGGUCGAUAAUGUUUAUGUUUUCGUUAGUUAAAGAGUUGCGGAUAGUUUGCGUUGAAGUGUAUUUAAAGCAGUCAAUGGCGUAGGUAGAUUCUGACUGUAUGCUGCACUUUAAUGUAACGUAGUUGUUGUCGUUUUACUUUUGCAAGUACUUAUGAUGUAAAUGUAAUAUUAAGAAGGAAACAACUGCUGUACAAAUCUUGUAUUGUUUUCAACAGUUUUCACCAUACGUUAAUGUGGAAGAGUGAACAGUAAAUGGUUAAUCUUACUGGGAUCCUGUUGUCAUUGACAAAGGUUUAACUCGGUGUUUAGCUCAGCGUUAUCUUACAUGCCGAGCGAGAACACUACAGGGAUCAAAACCCAAACCAUGUUUUCUUCAUGUA